AUGUUGCAGAACAUAGACAGUAGGAUGAGGGACCUACCACCCAUGUGGGUAAUUGAGAUGGGAGAGUUGAUCUUGCAAGGAGCAGCAAGAAGAUGGCAAGGCCUAAUGGCAGCAGCAAUUAGGGCAAGCACAGUAGAAUAUAUGAAUGAAAGAACAAAUAUGGAAAUGACAGGGGAAGAAAGAGACAUGGUUCUGAAAUGCAUGAGAGACAUAGGCAUAAACUCUCAUCCAGAAGAACCCGAACCCCUGGAAGAUGAACAGAAAGAAACAGAAAAUGAAAACACAGAACCAGAUCAGUUAAAUAGAGAACAAGAAAAUGAGAAAGAACAAAAAGAACAAGACAAAGAAUCAGAACAUAACCAAACAGAAACUGAACAGGAGAAUGUAAUAGAACAAAACAUUGAAGCAUGCUUCCCACCUCCACCUCCUAGUAAUGAAACAGAGGAGACACCUCAAGCAGAAAAGGAAGCCUCGGAGGAAAGAGAUAAUCAUAUUGACCUACCCCAAGGGGAGAGGACAGCAGCACCCACCCACACGGGUACCCACCCACAAGAUGAGGAAAACCCAUCUAACCCCUUACCCCAAAGAGCAAAGAAAACCCCAAGUCUCACACCAGAGAAGGUGGCAACCUCACUACCCAAACCACCCACAGAACUGGAGAGAAGCUCCACAAGAGCAAGAAAAGAUACAAACAAGUCCGCUACCACAAAAAUUAUCAACAACAAAGGUUCCAUGGGCAGAACCCACACUGGAUAA
This is a messenger RNA of Penaeus monodon (black tiger shrimp), 756 nucleotides long. Its product is annotated as zinc finger and BTB domain-containing protein 47-like. Lineage: Eukaryota; Metazoa; Arthropoda; Malacostraca; Decapoda; Penaeidae. The record is from RefSeq and is a predicted model, not a curated record. The coding region runs from base 1 to 756 and encodes 251 amino acids. The transcript is spliced from 3 exons.